UUUUUUCUUCUUGCAGUAUGGGUGGGCCACGUUUAGAAGUUGUGAAGUUUGGCUUCUAUGUCUUUUUUCCUGUGGGUGUGAUGCUUUAUUUUGGUGGACCUGAUUUCUAUGAUACUUAUGUCAAGGGCAUUAAAUUCUGGCCUGAUGUUGAUACAUCUUAUAGACCUCCCUCCACAUCAGAAGAAGUGCGUAGUGCUCUAGAUAAAAUGAAGGCAGACAGAGAAGAGCGUUGGAGAAAAGCAUUACAAGAAAAGAAGACACAGGCAACAUCAGCCAAUAAUAACAAUUCAGAACAAUAAACGAU
This is a messenger RNA of Gilbertella persicaria, 304 nucleotides long. RefSeq lists its product as uncharacterized. The transcript has 3 exons. Gene Ontology annotation, biological process: mitochondrial respiratory chain complex IV assembly. Bases 18 to 299 code for a protein of 93 amino acids. Gene Ontology annotation, cellular component: mitochondrial inner membrane; mitochondrion. Lineage: Eukaryota; Fungi; Mucoromycota; Mucoromycetes; Mucorales; Choanephoraceae. The record is from RefSeq and is a predicted model, not a curated record.